Messenger RNA from Lodderomyces theae, 342 nucleotides. RefSeq lists its product as uncharacterized. The record is from RefSeq and is a predicted model, not a curated record. The transcript has a single exon. Lineage: Eukaryota; Fungi; Ascomycota; Pichiomycetes; Serinales; Debaryomycetaceae. Bases 1 to 342 code for a protein of 113 amino acids.
AUGAGAGCUAACUCGACGCAGAUAUCAAACAGAAUGUUCAAGACCCAGAGAUUGAUAAUUUUGGCGAUACUUGCCAUGUUUGGGGUUUUGCUUGUGAUAACGUCACUUGCAGGUCAUCAUGAAAAAGUGAUCAAUCAGAUCAAGUCAUACACUGGCAAAGGUAGCGAGUCAUUAAGUGAGUGGUACAAGUCGCUGAAUAAGUUGCCCAGUGCUAGUUUAGGAGAGGACGGGUUGGAAAAACAGGCUGAAGCUCAGGAAGAGGCGGAAAAGUUGAAAGAGGAAUCAUCCAAAGAGAAACAAAAACAGAAACAAAAACAGAAACAAAAACAGAAUCAGGAUUAA